ACAGCGGGGGAGAGUAAUAUACUACUGAGAGACAGACAACCACUACUCCAUCCACCCACCUAAUCCAUCCAUCACCAGAGAACUACCACGAGAAAGUGCCGCAGCAAAUUUGUCUGGGCUCGUUUAGAGUAGAAAGAAACUUAGAGCUUGGGAGUUAUUGUCAUUCCUUGGUCGCUUUCGGAAACCCUAACCGCGGGAAAAGGGAAGGCAAAGGAGUAAACAAGGAAAGAAAUCCUUAUCAUCACUUGCUUGUGGCGAUUGCCCAUAUUUGAUUCCGAUCGUCUGGUUCGUGUGAACUGUAGAUCCCCUUCCCGAUCUGCCCGGCCGAGUCGGCCAGCAAUGGGCUGCUCGGUUCGGAGGAGUUGAACACACUAAUGCCCCGUGCCGGCGUCGUUGAUCCCCCGGAAACUGUGUCAAUGUCGGCUUCUUCAGCUGCUUUUCUUGACCGUUCUAGACCUGCUACUUCUAACACGGUUUUUAAAAGCGGACCACUGUUCAUUUCCUCGAAAGGACUAGGUUGGAAAUCAUGGAAAAAGCGGUGGUUUAUCCUCACACGCACAUCCUUGGUUUUCUUUAAGAAUGACCCGUUCUUUAUGUUGAUUGCACCUGGUACUGAAAGAUUCGCAUUAAGUGCCUUACCACAAAAAGGUGGUGAAGUGAACUUAACUUUAGGAGGAAUAGAUUUAAAUAAUUCUGGGAGUGUGGUUGUAAGAGAAGAUAAAAAGUUUUUGACUGUUUUGUUUCCCGAUGGCCGGGAUGGACGAGCUUUUACUCUUAAGGCCGAAACUUCUGAGGAUCUGUAUGACUGGAAGAAUGCUCUUGAACUUGCCCUUGCACAAGCACCAAGUGCCGCUCUUGUUAUGGGGCAUAAUGGGAUUUUUCGAAGUGACAAUACUCAUCCUGUUGAUGGCUCUUUCCAUCAAUGGAGAGAUAAGCGCCCUGUGAAAUCUUUAGUUGUUGGAAGACCUAUUUUGCUUGCUCUUGAAGAUAUUGAUGGUAGUCCAUCUUUUCUUGAGAAAGCUCUUCAAUUUCUUGAGAAGUAUGGAAUUAAAGUGGAGGGGAUUCUGAGACAGUCAGCUGAUGUUGAGGAGGUUGAUCAUAGAGUUCAAGAUUAUGAACAAGGUAAAAAUGAAUUUGAGGCAAAUGAGGAUGCUCAUGUUGUUGGUGAUUGUGUAAAGCAUGUCUUGAGGGAGCUUCCUUCCUCCCCAGUUCCUGCAUCUUGCUGCACUGCAUUGCUGGAUGCCUAUAAAAUCGAUGGGAAAGAAGAUCGGAUAUCUGCUAUGCAUUCUGUCAUAUCAGAAACAUUUCCUGAACCAAACCGGAGGUUGUUACAAAGGAUUCUGAAGAUGAUGCAUACACUCUCUUCUCAUUCUCGUGAGAAUCGGAUGACUCCUUCUGCUGUUGCUGCAUGCAUGGCACCCUUGCUUUUGCGCCCAUUAUUAGCUGGCGAAUGUGAGUUGGAGGAUGACUUUGACGCUAAUGGUGACAAUUCUGCUCAGCUUCUUGCUGCUGCAAAUGCAGCCAAUAACGCUCAGGCCAUCAUCACAACUCUUCUGGAAGAGUAUGACAGUAUUUUUGAUGAUGAAAAUCUACAGAGAUGCUCUAUCUCGGCAGAUUCUCGGAUGGGUAAAAGUGGAAGUGAAGAUUCUAGUGAUGAUGAAAAUACAGAUAUGAAAGAUAACAAUUACCAUGAUGCAGAAAAUGAAGUAGACCAAGAAACAGAUGAUGAUGCUGAGCGUGUGCUUAGUGGGAAACUGAGUGAAUCAAGUGGUUCAGCUGGCAGCGAUCUUUAUGAUUAUAAGGCUUUUGUUGGUGCUGAAUCAGGUGUCAGAUCACCCAUUGGCAAUCAUACCCCUGCCGAGAGUUCAGACUUUGUGACUGAACCUCCACACGUUAGAGAUCCUGGUGCACAACUUCUGAAGCUAAGCGAACAUAAGAAAGGAAAUGAAAAUUCAAUCAACGGAACAGAUUCGUUGAGUGAUUUACCUCCUGGUGAAUCUUACCGGUCAAUGGGAGAGAUCCUAUCUACAAUAGAUGCUGAGCCUCAGGUGCCUAUAUCAUCUAUUGAGUCAUCAGCUGAGAAGCCAGCCGGUAAAGCUACAACCUCCAAUGCCAAUGGAAAGCGAUCAACAUUCUGGGGAAGAAGCAAUGGCAGAAAGACACCAUCUACGGAGUCAGUUGAUUCUUCUGAAGAAGAGCUUGCUAUUCAGAGGCUUGAGAUUACUAAAAAUGAUUUGAGGCAUAGGAUAGCAAAGGAGGCUAGAGGUAAUGCAAUUCUGCAAGCUAGUUUGGAGAGAAGGAAACAAGCUUUGCAUGAGCGGCGCUUGGCACUUGAACAAGAUGUCUCAAGAUUGCAAGAGCAGCUGCAAGCUGAAAGAGAUCUUCGAGCUGCAUUGGAAGUUGGUUUGAGUAUGACUUCCGGGCAGUUGUCAAGUUCACGGGGCAUGGACUCUAAAACAAGGGCAGAGCUGGAGGAGAUUGCUCUUGCUGAAGCAGAUGUAGCGAGGUUGAGGCAGAAAGUUGCUGAACUCCACCACCAGCUCAAUCAGCAGCGGCAGCAUCAUUAUGGUGCUUUAACUGAUGAUCGUUAUCAGCAUAUCCAAAACCAUAAUCCUCAUCAGAGAUUUCUUCAGCAAGAUUUUGAUACAACCCUUGCUUUUGUAAAUCAUGAAAGAAAACAGAGAACUGAGGUACUUCUAGCUUAUCCUUCAUUGUACAUUUGUGUUUUAAGGUGGCGAAUGCAUCACAUGGAUCAUUUAAGCAAUCAUCUUUUUAGGUUUCUUCAUUUCUCGAGAAGUUCUUUUGAUUUAUUCUUAUUUCAUUCUCUUUUCUUAUGAACUCUUCACUUCUCCACCCAAGAUCAUUAACAACUAGUCUUUUGUCUGCUAAAAGUUUGUGAUUCCUCAUUCCUGCAAACAGUGUGUGCUAUUGGCAGUUAUUAUUAUGUCUCCUGGUGCAGAUGUAGGAGAAAAUCAAUCAAAAUUUUGUUAGAUUGCAUUUGAGUAUAGUGCGCUGGUGAAUCCUACUGAUUCAUCAUAUGUGCUUCCCUCCAAAUUGUACUCAAUGCCGACCUUGUACAAAUAGUACAUUAAUUCUUGGAGAGAGAAAGGGAGGGGGCUGAUCAAUUGUUAGCUGAUUAUUAAAAUUCAAUGAGGUGAUUAUGUCCUACCUUUCAGAAAUUCGAAGGAGGUUCUAUUAGGAGCAGAUUGGAGGAAUAAUAUUAAAGGAGCUGCUGGCAGCAAUAGCAGGCAGCCUAAUAAUAGAAAACAAUAUAUGGAACCGACAACCAGCCUCAGUGACUCUAAAAGUACCGAGGACGCUUCUACCAACUUAUCCAUGGAUGAGCUUUGUGGCGUCGUUGAUUCUGCUCCUACAUCAACUUCGAGACCUGUAGAGGCGACAGAUUACACCAGACAUCCAUCAGCAGCAUCUUCUGCUUUAGUGGAACUGACAACGCGCCUUGAUUUCUUCAAGGAAAGGCGGUCACAGCUGAUGGAGCAGCUCCACAACCUCGAUUUAAACUACGGCACGACUUCUUCACAGGAUUUUGUGUAUAGUAGGCCUCCAUCUUCCCCUCCAUGGAACUGACAGGAAAUAAACAUCUUCUGUGAUCAGCAGUGUUGUUGUACAUUCUCUAUCUUCCUGUGUUUGCAUAUAAUUCUUUCCCCCCCUCUUAUCUCAAUUGUAUUCUUCUUGCUCUCCACCAAAUCAAGAGUAUUUCCUUCCUCGUUGUAUGAUCGAGUGUGCUCUCGCGAGAUCAGCAGUUGAUGGGACGGUGCCCGGGGAGAUCAUCUAUGACUGGACAAGAGUGACUGUUGUGUUCUCUCCCUCCGGUUUUCUAUUCUAUUUCAGGAUUUCCCCUUGCUGUUUGAGAGAUGCCUAUGUAUAUGAGAUUUUAAUGUUUGUGUUGAGGUCAGUAUCAAUGUGGUACCGAUGAAAAAUACUCAAAAAGUCCAAAUACAGAUGAAUGGUCCCUAAAGCUCUGCUUUCUAUACUAGCCUUAGGAGUCGUUUGGAAGUUGCGAUUGUUAAAUAAAUGUAUUGUUGAGAAUGCAUGUAUAAUUUU
Messenger RNA from Linum tenue, 4065 nucleotides. Lineage: Eukaryota; Viridiplantae; Streptophyta; Magnoliopsida; Malpighiales; Linaceae. The record is from the annotation of a GenBank genome assembly.